Molecule: messenger RNA, 939 nt
Organism: Spirometra erinaceieuropaei
Lineage: Eukaryota; Metazoa; Platyhelminthes; Cestoda; Diphyllobothriidea; Diphyllobothriidae
Source: the annotation of a GenBank genome assembly
AUGAUUCACAAACCGCCACCCAACUCAGCCGCAGCCCCCAACGCGUCGCCGCAAAUCAGCGUGAACGGAACCCAACUGCAAGUGAUGGAGAGCUUCCCGUACCUGGGAUGUACCCUAUCUCGCAACACCAAGAUCGAUGACGAAGUCGCCAACCGAAUCUCGAAAGCCAGUCAAGCCUUCGGACGCCUCCAAAGCACAGUUUGGAAUCGUCAUGGUCUCCAACUGAGCACGAAGCUGAAGAUUUACAAGGCCGUCAUCCUGCCGACACUACUGUAUGGAGCGGAGACAUGGACGGUGUACACAAAGCAGGCACGUCGUCUGAACCACUUCCACCUCAGUUGUCUCCGUCGCAUCCUGAGGCUGAACUGGCAGGAUCGCAUCCCCGACACUGAAGUGCUAGAACGUACGGGAAUGCUCAGCAUCUACGCCAUGCUGAGCCAAAUGCAGCUGCGCUGGAGCGGCCACCUGGUGCGCAUGGAUGACGAGCGACUACCUAAACGACUCUUCUACGGAGACGUCGCGACGGGUUCUCGCCGUCAACGAGGCCAAAUUCGCCGUUACGGGGAUAUCCUGAAGUUCUCCCUGACGUUUCUGCAAAUCAACCCUACCAGCUGGGAAGAGCUCGCACUCGACCGACCGACCUGGAGGAGGACAGUGAAGGCAGGCGCUGCGAUCUACGAAGCCAAUCGCAGCGCUGCCGCCAAAGCGAAAUGCGAAGUCCGCAAAUCCCAACUUCGCUUAGUACGCAACGCCGCGGCACAGUCGCUUCCAACGUGUCCUCGAUGUCAACGGACAUUCCGGACUCGAAUUGGACUUGUUGGACACCUUUGGAUCAACUGCGCCUCUCGAACUGCACCAACCAUCGUCUCCCCGCCCGCCUCUUCCUCCCCUACUCCGCCAACUAACUCUGACAAUUCUUCGGAACCACCACUACCAUAA